Dendrobium catenatum is the source of this 3322-nucleotide messenger RNA. Its product is annotated as nitrate regulatory gene2 protein. Bases 507 to 2942 code for a protein of 811 amino acids. The transcript has 7 exons. The record is from RefSeq and is a predicted model, not a curated record. Lineage: Eukaryota; Viridiplantae; Streptophyta; Magnoliopsida; Asparagales; Orchidaceae.
CAUUUCAGCCAGUUGACUAUAAGAAGAUGAGGAUAUGUGUCUCAAAAAAAUUUGUAGAGGGGCCUUAUUGAACUAAAAGUCUCCACAUAUUCUGAAUUCUUCAAUGCGAAGUACGAACGCUUCCUUCCAUAGUAUUCUACUCUCUGCUCUCUGCUUUCAUUCCAAGCAGGGUGAGAGUGCUUUUUGCAUGAAACAAUUCGGUGGAACGCAACCAUCACCGCCAUCGCAAUCUCUCUUUCUCUCUCUUCCUAUCUCUCUCUAACCUGUAAUCUUUCUCAGUCCUCUCCCGCGCUUUCUUCUCAAUAGCGAUUCAUUAAUCGCUUCGGUGCUCUCAGAGUACCGAAAAUUAAUUAAGAAGAGCUUUUUCAUUGUCAAAACGGUACAGCAACUCAAAGAGGAUCAUAAUCAUUAGCUUAUGCUAAAUAUUUUGAUUUAAUGGGAUGAAUACUCUUCCAUCCACGCAUGUUCACUGCAAAAGCAGAAGUUAACUCAAAUGCUCGCAAGGUAUGGGAGUUUCAAACUCUAAGAUUGACGAAGACAAAGCACUAACAAUUUGUCGUGAAAGGAAGCGCUUUGUCAAACAAGCUCUUGAUGGAAGAUUCUUGUUGGGUGCCGCACAUGUUUCUUAUGUCAAUUCUCUUAGAAAUACUGGAACUGCGCUCACGAAAUUUGUUGAAGUCCUAGACGAGACUUCCCUGCAUGCCUCAACUUCUACGGCAAGUGAACCACAUAGUUUCCCUGUGAAACGUAACUCACACUUGUCCAACACAUCACUAUCUCCCACACAGCAUGUGGGCGUGGUGAAUGAACCUUUUUCUCCAACCCAUUCUCCUCCCCGCUCCGGAAGGUUUCAUGUGAAUCAUAUGGCAGCUUCCAGGAUUAAUUCAAUAACAAUUGAGGAGAGACCGCCUGUUCUACUAGAAGCAACUGUACAAACCUUUUCCCCUAUGAGAUUCUCAGGAUCGCAUUCAAACGAGAUUUCUUUGCAUAUGAAUCAUAUGAAAACUUCCAAGAUUCCUUCAAUAACAUUUGAAGAGAGGCUUCCCACUCCAGGAAGAGCAAUUGUAGAAGCAUCAUCUCCUUUGAAAAGUUUGCAACCACAUUCAGAAGAUAGCUCUUCAUCUGACGCUCCACCUCCCGGCACUCCACCAUGGGAUUAUUUUGGCCUCUUCCAUCCAUUAGACAACCAGUUCUCCAUUGGAGAAGGGAAGGUGCAUGGUCAUGGGUUUGAUGGUGCAGAUGAUAUCAGGCAUCUCAGUGAGGAGGAAGGCAUUCCAGAACUGGAAGAUGAAGGUGAGCAGUCUUCAUCGCAUGAUAAGGGUCAUGAUUCAAUGGAUUCGGGAGAUGAUUUUGACCAAAUAUCUGAUGCGCCAUUUGUUCAAAUUUAUAAAAAUCGCAACGAUGGGUUAGUUGAUCCUUCAACAAAUGCUAUACCAUCUGCUGACAACAUUGCUUCUGAAAAUGAUGAGGAAAAUGGGGAGAAUAUUGGGCCAAACAUUGGCUUACAUCACAUUGAAGAAACUUCCCUUGUAAAAUUCUUGAGGACCUCUUCUACGACAGUUGCACUUCCGAUGAAUGGAAAGCAGAAGGAGAAUGGAUCUGAUAGUAAUUCCAAUGAGGAAUUCUUAUCAUGUAUAAAAGAGAUUGAAACUCUAUUUGUCAAGGCAGGUGACUAUGGAGGAGAAGUUCAAAGGAUGCUAGAAGCAAACAAAUUGCAGUUCCGUCCAUUGUUUACAGAAGAAAUUGCUCACAAGUGGAAGGCAUCUACAUUUCUUACAGCUUGUUUUACUUGUGGCAAGGAAGAAGUUCAUUUCUCACAAGUUCCUUUAUCAAAUGAGAUGAAAUACUUAACAUGGCAUGGUUCUAUGUCAUCGAGGUCUUCUUCAUCGAGAAUUCCUUUUGGUACAGCAUCAAAAGAUGAUGCUGAUGAUUUGAGCGGUAAUCUUUUUGGCAGCACAUGCAUGAAUUCAGGCAGCCAUGCCUCCACGUUGGAUAGGUUGUAUGCGUGGGAAAGAAAACUUUAUGAUGAAGUUAAGGCAAGUGGUUUCAUCCGAAGGGAGUAUGACUUAAAGUGCAGGAUGUUAAGACUGCAAGAUUCCAGAGCAGAAAGCACCUAUAAAAUUGAUAAAACCCGUGCUGCUGUCAAGGAUUUGCACUCAAGAAUUAGAGUUGCCAUUCAUAGGAUCAGCUCUAUAUCAAAGUCAAUUGAAGAGUUAAGGGAUAAGGAGCUACAACCACAACUAGAGGAGUUGAUUGGCGGAUUAACUCGAAUGUGGGCAAUGAUGCUAGAGUGCCACAAAAACCAGCAUAAAAUCAUCUCAGAUGCAAGCAAGAAGAACAGCUGUAAAGUUUCAGUGCAUUCUGAUUCCCACCGACAGGCAACCAUGCUUGUCCAGUUUGAGCUGAACUCUCUAUGCUCAAGCUUCACCAAAUGGAUUGCAGCACACAAAUCCUAUUUGCAUGCCAUAAACAACUGGCUUCUCAAAUGUGUCCUCAUGCCUCCUGCGCCAAAACAGAAAUCUUCGAGGAGAAGGCAAUUCUCACCAAGAACUGACAUCGCUCCACCAAUUUUUGUAACUUGCCGAGACUGGCUAGCCUUAAUGGAUGAGUUAGAUGUAGAACAAGUGGAAGAUGCCAUAAGUGAUCUCACUAAAGUCACAGCUCUCUUCAUGCCUCACACAGAAAAAGGCAAAGGUAGCUUGAUAUCCACCUUUUCUUUUUCAAGAAGUUUCAAGGGUGGCGAACAGUACGAGGAGAUUGAGAAAAAUGAAGUUUCUGUUGAUUGGAGCUUGAACUAUGAUAGUUUACAGUCUGGUCUAGUUGUCUUCUUUGAUCGGUUGAAGUCUUUUGCGGAGUCCUCACUUGUUAAAUAUGAAGCUCUACAGGCCUCCAUCAAUGAAGCUCGGUCUAGGUACUAUGAGAAUUCAGACAUCCGCAGGUAAUUUCACAAAAGUGUUAGAAUUGAGAAAAACUCGAUGUGAAGGAAGAAAUAAAAGCAAGGCCGGCUUAUAAUUUUUUCCAAAUAAUUUCACAAAAGCGUUCUCUUCUUUGUAAUGGGAUCAGGGAACGAAUGCAGCCAAGUUUUUUUUUUUUUUUUUUUUUUUUUUUUUUUUUUUUUUUUUUUUCAAGUUUUUUAUUGAAAUAACCACAUUAAUAAGGUAAUGUAAGUUUAAUACAUGUAGAUUUCCACAGUACAGUGUAGCUUAAUUGAGUUUUGCCAUAGUGAGCUGAGCUUAAUUGUAGUUGCAGAUGUAAAGGCUUGGUUAGUGGAAUAACUGAUGUUCAUGAUUUAUUUUCUAUGCUUUUUUUGCUUAUUUACUAA